Messenger RNA from Boleophthalmus pectinirostris (great blue-spotted mudskipper), 1969 nucleotides. It is a transcript of the gene amh, whose product is annotated as anti-Mullerian hormone. Gene Ontology annotation, molecular function: growth factor activity. The coding region runs from base 470 to 1969 and encodes 499 amino acids. Gene Ontology annotation, biological process: gonad development. The transcript has 7 exons. The record is from RefSeq and is a predicted model, not a curated record. Lineage: Eukaryota; Metazoa; Chordata; Actinopteri; Gobiiformes; Gobiidae.
GUUACUACUUGUGUCCUUGGGCCUAUCUUGCCUAUGUACAAAUGUGCUGAUAAGAUGUGUGAUUGGUGGUGAUUGAAGGGGCUUAAUGGGAAUGAAAGGGGACUGAUAAGAGAUUUUGCUUGUGUGAAAUUAGGAUAGAUUAAUAAUUAGAAAAAUACAAUGUUUCGCAUCCUGCAGUGCAGAGAGAGACUCAUGAGGACACCUUCUGAAGUUCCAUUGUCCGUGCCACCUUUCCCUGGUCCCUCUCUCCUCUGCUUUAUCUCAGACUCCCAGAGCAGAAGUAUGGCAAACAUAUCCUUCCAUAGUUUUGUAUCCAACAAGGACACAAUAUUCCUAUUUUGGUAGUGUGUUUUCCAGGUCAUAGCGAUGUGGAUGUGGAUGUGGGAGGAUCAAAUCAAGGGGCUUGGUCCAUUUAAGACAAACCAUUGAGGAAGACUGACCACAAAAGAGCACGAUUACAUUCACCACGAUGGCCUACUAUGCUGUGUUGAUACUGGGGUGGACCAGUGUGUGCGCAUCUCUCCAAGUAUCUCACCAUGAUGGCAAUACUGAAGUAAAAGAAGAAAUCAAAGAUACCACAAACAUCCUAUCUCCCAACUCUGCAUCUUCAGUUACCCCUCAAAAUGCACCAUGCUUUGUGGGUGACAUCUUUGCAACACUGCGUGAAAGUUUGGAGGAAAAUUAUGAACUAAGAAGUGACAGUUUGGCCCAUUUUGCAGUCUGCACAAGUAAUUCCUUUAUGUUUAUGCAGCUGACGAAGGACGCAAGCAAUGAAGACUUGAGUGUACUGAAUCCAACUGAAGUGCUGCUGCGAGUGGAAGAAGACAAGAGAGAGCUCAUUUUGACCUUUGGUCCUAUACAACGUCCUCAACCAAUACUGAACCCGAUAUUGCUUCUGCCCUUUGAAAGCAUCUUCAAAAUGUCAGAGAUUAGUUUUACCAGUCCACAUUUAAAUCCAAACACACAGACUCCCUGCAUCUCAGAAGAGUCUAAAUACAUACUCCUCACAGUAAAAGAUGGGCAUUUUCCACCAACAUGGAACAUUAAAAUACAAAAAAUCUCCACUGACACAAAGCAAGAUCUUUUGGACGGUGGAGACAUAAGUAGCACAAUCAGCAUCUUCGCACUUCUUCUUUUCUCAGCUCAAAAAGGAACUGAUACCAGACCUCCAAAUAACAAUGAUUUGUCCCACAACUCAUUCCUCUGUGAGCUGAGACAUUUCCUGGUGCAAUCUUCUCCCCAAGAUCAUGAUGCCCCACUUCUGAACCUGGAGCUGCUGCAGUCCUUGCCCUCUCAGCCUAUUGGCCUGUCCACCAGUGAGUCUCUCCUGGCGGACCUCAUCAACUCAUCUUCCCCCACCAUUCUGUCCUUCAACCAGGGCUCCAUGCUCCAUGCACACCACGAGGAGUUAGCCUUAUCCCCCGCCCUGCUGGAAGAGCUCAGGCAGAGGCUGGAGCAAACACUGGGAGAUGUGAUGGAGGUGAUGAAGGACAAGGAGGACAGCAGAGCAAGAGGAAGACUGGAGAGACUCAAGCAGCUCUCUGGAUUUCCAUUCGCCGAUCAUGUAGAAGGUAAGCUUCAGUACCGUGCAUUUCUGCUCUUCAAGGCCUUGCAGAUGGCGAGACGUGCUUUCAAUCCACCCAGAGGGCAGCGGUCCACCCGAGCAAAUCCAGCCACCCACUCAGUCUGUGGGCUGAAGAGUCUCACUGUGUCCCUGGAGCGGUACCUCAUUGGUCCCAGCACUGCCACUAUAAACAACUGCCAGGGCUCAUGCGCCUUCCCCAUGAGCCGGACCAACAACCACGCCGUGCUGCUCAACUCCCACAUUGAGAGCGGGAACACCAACGAGCGGGCACCCUGCUGCGUCCCUGUGGCCUACGACAAAAUGGAGGUUGUGGACCUGGGGGAAUUGGGGACUUCCCUCAAAAUUGAACCAGACAUGGUGGCUACAGAUUGUGAAUGCCGCUAA